This is a messenger RNA of Vitis riparia (riverbank grape), 1189 nucleotides long. Its product is annotated as homeobox-leucine zipper protein HAT3. Lineage: Eukaryota; Viridiplantae; Streptophyta; Magnoliopsida; Vitales; Vitaceae. Gene Ontology annotation, molecular function: sequence-specific DNA binding; DNA-binding transcription factor activity, RNA polymerase II-specific. Bases 144 to 1001 code for a protein of 285 amino acids. The record is from RefSeq and is a predicted model, not a curated record. The transcript is spliced from 4 exons. Gene Ontology annotation, cellular component: nucleus. Gene Ontology annotation, biological process: regulation of DNA-templated transcription.
CUGUACUUCUAUAUAAUCUAUAUAUAUAUAUAUAUAAAUAGAUUACUCACAAUCUCCUCAUUCUACUCCUAAAUCACGAGUUUUUCUCUCUCUUUCCCUUUUACUUUCUCUGAAGCCAAACACUGGAAAACCCAAACCCUAAGAUGGUCGACAAGGACGACGACUUAGGCUUGAGUCUAGCCCUAAAAUGCCCAGAAGCGCGGCCUCAGAGGCCUCUCAAUCUCUUCAUGCAAAAGAAGGCCCUCUGCAGCGACGCGUUUCAUGCAUCUGAGACGAGAGCGUACCUGAGAGGCAUCGACGUGAAUCGGGCACCGACGAUGGCGGAUUGCGAGGAUGUCGGGGUGUCGUCGCCAAACAGCACGAUAUCCAGCAUAAGCGGGAAGAGGAAUGACAGGGAAACCAACGAAGAAGAGAAUGAGAACGAGAAUGAGAUUGAGAGUUCGGAGGAAGACGCCGGAGGCACCGGGGACACCGUCAGGAAGAAGCUCCGGUUGUCGAAAGAACAGUCGGCGAUUCUCGAAGAGACAUUCAAAGAACACAACACUCUCAACCCGAAGCAAAAGUUGGCGCUAGCGAAGCAAUUGAAUCUGAGGCCGAGGCAGGUGGAAGUUUGGUUUCAAAACAGAAGGGCAAGAACUAAGUUGAAGCAGACGGAGGUGGACUGCGAGUAUCUGAAGAGGUGCUGUGAGAAUCUAACCGAGGAGAACAGACGGCUGCAGAAGGAGGUGCAGGAGCUGAGAACACUGAAGCUUUCACCACAGCUCUACAUGCACAUGAACCCUCCCACCACUCUCACCAUGUGCCCAUCGUGUGAGCGCGUGGCCGUCGCGUCCGCCUCAUCCUCAGCACCCUCUCCAUCACCCGCCUCCAACCCACUUGCUGCAGCCCCUCAUUUCCCAUUGGGCCCGCAUCAACAUCGGCCCAUGCCCAUAGCCGGGCCAUGGGCCGGAGCAGCAUCAAUGCGCCACAGACCGUUCGAUGCCCAUGGCACCAGGUCGUGAAUUGUUGGAGCGCAGCAAGGUCAUUUUGGUCAUUAGGGAGAAAUGGAUUUUGUGGAGAGGGGGAGGGGCAUUAGGAUAUAGGGUGGGGUGGGGCCGCCCCUGUCUUUGGGAGGUUGUAAGAGAAAGUUGUCUUUAUAAAUGAUUACAAAAGGAAUCUGAAUCUCUUUCUGAUUUUACUUGAUACUAUA